UAUGAUUGUAUGUAUAUUUUUCAAAUUUGUGUUCAAAUCAAUCUAAAAUAAUGAUAAUCUGAUGUAUAAACCACUCAAAUUCAGAUAAGAUAAAUUAAAAAUUCAAAAUGUUUCGCUGUUUAUCGAAAUAAAUCGCAAUAAAUAUAUAAUUAUCUAAAAUCAAUACGUAAAGCAUGAAACGGGCUUUUGUAAUAUUCUAUUUUACUCAAAUUUUUUGUGCAAAAUGUGAAGCAACUAAUUUCUAUUCAGAAGACUCAGCGGACGUUGCUGAUAACGCCAAUUUGAAUAUAAAUCAACUCGCCGGAAAAUACGGUUAUCAAUGUGAAAGCCAUUGGGUUACCACUGAAGAUGGUUACGUCCUUGUGAUGCAUCGUAUUCGAAACGCUUCUAGCAUCAAUCCUUAUUUCGAUACCGAACCAAAACCCGCUGUUCUUAUUAUGCACGGGGUUACUGGAAGUUCUAUGGAAUGGGUUAAUUUGGGGCCCGGGCGCGGGCUGGGCUUCGACCUCGUUAAGGCCGGAUACGACGUUUGGUUGGGUAAUAAUAGGGGAAAUAUGUUCUCCAGGUAUCAUGUUAGGUUAAAUCCAGACGAAGACGACGAUUAUUGGGAUUUCAGUUUUGAAGAUUGUGGGUAUUACGAUUUACCAGCUAAAAUUGAUUAUAUACUGAAUAUAACCGGUCAACAGAAAUUGUUUUACGUUGGUCUUUCACAAGGUACGACUCAAUUUUUCGCAAUGGCUUCUUUGAGACCGGAAUAUAAUGAUAAGAUAGCGUUGAUGUCGGCGUUGGGUCCGGUAGCUUUCAUGAACCAUACAUCUUCACCUUUAAUUCGACUUGCAGUUAAAAUUUUAGAACCUUUAGAGAAACUAAUGAAACGAUUAGAUUGGCACGAGGUAUUAGGCUACAAUUCGUUGGUAUCCAAGAUCUCUCAACUUGUCUGUUCGAACAAUUCUGCGUUGAUUGAAUUAUGCGUAUUGCCCAGGUUUAUUUUAUUUGGAUUUGAUUCGCAGCAACUGGAUAGAUCAACUCUAGCUGUAGAAACUUCCCACUCUCCAGCUGGAACAUCUGUCAAAUCACUAAUUCAUUACGGACAGCAAGUUUCAUCAGGUUAUUUUAGACGAUACGAUUAUGGAACCGAACUAAAUCGCAAGCAUUACAAUACUGAUACACCUCCAGAUUAUAAUUUAUCGGUAAUUUCAGCUCCAAUUGUUCUAUAUUAUGGUCAAAAUGAUCUUAUAGCUUCGGUUCAGGACGUCGAACGACUUUCGGAUGAAUUACCGAACGCUGUUAAGAGUCCUAUAAAUUACAAACGAUGGAAUCAUAUUGAUUUUUACAGUGCUAAAGAUGUUUACAAAUUACUUAAUGUAAAUAUUAUAAAAUCUCAGCAGGAGUUUAUAGAUAAUGGGACCUUAAUAACAACUACUACCACAACUUCGAAACCUUCUAAUAAUGGCGCUUAUUCAGUCAAUAAAGAAAUAUUUCUCACUUUGAUUACUCUAUUAAUGUGGUUAAUUAACUUUUGAAAUAAAAGUGAAUAAACGAUA
Messenger RNA from Diorhabda carinulata, 1544 nucleotides. Its product is annotated as lipase 3-like. Bases 174 to 1523 code for a protein of 449 amino acids. NCBI's taxonomy places the organism in Eukaryota, Metazoa, Arthropoda, Insecta, Coleoptera, Chrysomelidae. The transcript has 7 exons. Gene Ontology annotation, molecular function: hydrolase activity, acting on ester bonds. The record is from RefSeq and is a predicted model, not a curated record.